Messenger RNA from Penicillium vulpinum, 3606 nucleotides. RefSeq names its product putative SNF2 family helicase. The coding region runs from base 1 to 3606 and encodes 1201 amino acids. The transcript has 14 exons. Lineage: Eukaryota; Fungi; Ascomycota; Eurotiomycetes; Eurotiales; Aspergillaceae. The record is from RefSeq and is a predicted model, not a curated record. Gene Ontology annotation, molecular function: ATP-dependent chromatin remodeler activity; ATP binding.
AUGCAAUCGUCUGAAAAGGAGAAACGACUCUAUCAUGAUAGGGCCCCUGAAAGUGCUAAGUCCGAGCUCAAUGUAAGCGACGGAAACCUCACUUUUGGGCCGGCCAAGGAGAUGUAUAACGUGUCCAAGCCCCCAAUUUACCCAGUACUACAAAGCUCGGGUAAUGAUCAAUCUACCUCCGGUGGACUGGAUUGUCCGCGGAUCAAGAAAGAGGUUCCUGAUGAGAAUGGCCAGGCGAUCAAAACCUGGGAAAUAUUCAAGCCAGUGACAAUCAAACAAGAACCGGGCAUCAAACAUGAACGAUUCAUUAAGAUGGAGCCACAGGAGUCCAACAAUUCCCAGCGAGUUCAAGACCGUUUCAUCAUUGAUCUCACAGAAGAAGAGGAUUCAUCCCAAAAACGACCAAGGCCGCGUGCGGAAUUAUUGGCGGCCAUUUACCAGCACCGGAAGGCCGCCGCGACCAAGCCAAUUGAAAUAGUUGAACAACCAGUUGAAAGUUUGUUCGUGCAAGACCAUGAUUCCUCACGCUCUAUCACACCCAAGGCUAGCGAGUUGUUCCUUGAGCUAGCCGAAGAUGGCAUUUCAAGAUUCAAUGAAUAUCAGAAAUGGUUCCAAAGCCUGCAAUCCCCUUCAAUCGAGCAGCAGGUUGAGUUCGAAAAGCGGAGAGAGGAAGAGCUCGAACGAAGGAGAAAAGUCAAGAACGACAAGCUUUGUGGCCUGCAUGUCCAAGUGGAAUCGGAAGGGGAAACAGAGAGCGAGAAUAUUUCUUCUUCUGGCUUGAAAGAACAGCCUCAGCCCGAAAGGAAGACUGAGGCAGACUUGAAAAAGACUGCUAUAGUAAAGCCACCGGGUACACGACUAUCAAAAUUGCGGAUCAAAAAGGCCAAAGAAAUCGGCCUUGCUCAGCUGCUUUCGAAGGAAGGGGCUCGAAAGCGUGCUAAAGCUAAUGAAACCGAGCCUGAAACGGAGCAAGCAUCUGGCCCAACAGAAAAGGAGGGAAAGGUUCGACGUCCACCCACGGUAUUGUCAAAGGAAGAAGUCCGAAGCAUUUUCGAAAAUGAUGGUGGUCGCAGAGAUGGCAAAGAUCCAUUACCGCCUGGGUUCGUCUCCACAGAGAAAAACAAGCAAAAGGCAUUUAGAGAGAUGCUUGCUAGUAUCCCAGUUUCAGAGAAAGCCGGAGCACGUGCAGACAUAUCCGUCCUGGAUGAAGCAACACGGACUUUCAAUCCAUCCGCAAAAUCAGACGGACAAGGCAAAUGGAAGGUCAGAGGGGUGAAAACGAGCCUCAUGGUGAACCAGAUUCUGGCUACUUCAUGGAUGUGCAAACGUGAAACCUCUUCGAGCAAGCCGAAUGGCGGCUUACUCUGCGAUGUGAUGGGCUUUGGCAAGACGCUGUCAGCACUAGCCUGCGUUGUGAACCGAAGGGUGCCAUCUGAGCCCGAAGGUCCGACUCUGAUUGUUGCCCCCAGAAAUUUGAUACAAACCUGGAUGUCGCAGAUUCGGCAACAUUGUGAGCCCGGGGCAGCCGGAAGCGUUAUUGCAUAUUACUCUGGUGCACGUCUGGAAACCGACAACCUCACCUACUAUCUAAAAAAUCACGGCAUUGUUGUGACAACAUACCAGGAGAUAUCCUCCUCCUAUCCUGAUCUCAAAGCGCCCACCGGACUCAAGACAGAUGCCGCUGUCAAAGAGUGGUGGGAGAGUGAAUAUGAUAAGAAAGUUGGAGCCUUUCAUCAAAUCAACUGGCACCGAAUCAUUCUCGAUGAAGGGCACAUUAUCAGGAACAGGACGACCAGAACGUCGAUUGCGGUUCGUGCUUUGAGUGGGAAUUUUAAAUGGGCUUUAACCGGAACACCUUUGCACAACUCUGUUGAUGAACUUUAUGCUCUCUUUUCAUUUGUUGAGGUGCCCAACAGCCAUCCUUACCACAUUUUCAUGCACAACUUUUGCGACGGGACGGAAGUUGCUAAAAAACGUUUGAUCAAUACGCUUCGCGCCAUAAUUCACCGCAAGACCCACGAAAGCCGUUAUAUGGGAAGACCCUUUAUCGAACUCAAAAGGUUCGAUCUCAAGGAAGUCAAGCUUGAGUUUUAUCCAGCCGAAAAACAAAUCUAUUCCGCAAUCGCAGAGAGAUUCAUCGCGAAAGUCAAUAUCAUCCAUCCACUUGCCGCAGAAGAUUACCUCAAGCGAGUCUGCAACUUCAACAAGGGCCUGGAUGCAAAGCUAAAGAGUUGGGUGAAAGAUGAAACGAGUCCAGGAAAACCGUCUCCUUCAAGCCAAAUUGCCAGAUGCUGUAUUUCAGGGACAUACCAAACCAAUAUGCCUAUAGCUCCUCUGCGAUCUAGAGCAGAGAGCGAAAAUCUUCGACCACGUCCGGCUGGAAAUUGCGCGAAGCUUGUUUCCAAGUUCAAGUAUAAAAUUGGGGCACUCUUUAAAAAUGGGGGCUGGUAUGAGGGUGAUCAUCGCACCUGGUUCUGUCCUGGCUGUGAGGGACUCCCAACAAGGGCAAUUAUCACGGACUGUCAGCAUCUUUAUUGUGAAGAAUGCUUUGAUGCACUGGGGGACGAAAAUGGAAACACCGAUGGUAUCGCUCGAUCGUGCUGCUCUUGCAAAAUUCCCAUCAAAAAGGCUGCGUUCUAUGGACUCUACGAUGACUUUGAUAAACCUCAAAUGGAGAAUACCGAGUCUUCUCUUGAACCGGCGAGCCAGCAAAAGCGACCGGCCGCACCAGGGAUAAGACCAGCAAAUAAGACUCAAACCAAAAAACGUCGAAAGGGUAAAUAUCCUGGUCCCACUUUCUCGGAAUGGCUUUUGGACGAUGAAAAUCAAACUCCAUUUGACGACGAAAGCGAACAUGAAAGCCAAGACGAGGCGGAAGACGAAACCUCUGAUGAAGGCGAUGUUCCCUGCGCCAAAUUUGAUGCAAUCACGUCUCAAGUCAAAGAUUGGUUUGAAAAAGACAGCACAGCCAAAAUCGUAAUUUUCACACAGUAUGUCAACAGCACCAGGCUUUUGCGUUACUUGUGUGAAGAGAAGGGCUGGAAAUACUCCCAAAUUACCGGUCGAAUGGCUAAUAGGUCACGAGAAAUUCAUCUGGACAGAUUCCGUGACGACGAUGAAACCAAGAUUAUGAUUGCUUCAAUCAAAACGGGUGGCCUAGGUCUUGAUUUGUCCGUGGCCAACAAAUGCAUCCUAGUUGAUCUAUGGUGGAAUGAGGCUGUCCAAGACCAGGCAUUCUUUCGUCUUUGGCGUCUUGGCCAACAGCGAAAUGUCGAAUGUAUCAUGCUCAUAGUCAAAAGUUCCAUUGACGAAUGGAUGGAUAGUAUCCAGAAGCGAAAAGCUAAAGAGAUCGGCGAGAUCAUGAGUCAGAAUGUACUCAUGGACCGAAACACGCUCAAAGAACUACUUGAGAUGUUUGGUGAAGUUACUGAGGACCCAACUACGGGAUACAGGGUCAGCUUAGCCAAAAGUGCUCCCGAAGUCACGCCCAAAGGCACAUUCAAAGGCACAUCCAAAGACACAUCCAAAGGCCCUUCCAAAGGCCCUUCCAAAGGCACUACCAAGGGAAAAGCUGCUCGGUCUGCGCCUCCUAAGAAACGGAAUUAG